This is a messenger RNA of Caenorhabditis remanei, 330 nucleotides long. RefSeq lists its product as uncharacterized. The record is from RefSeq and is a predicted model, not a curated record. Gene Ontology annotation, molecular function: G protein-coupled olfactory receptor activity. NCBI's taxonomy places the organism in Eukaryota, Metazoa, Nematoda, Chromadorea, Rhabditida, Rhabditidae. The transcript has 3 exons. Gene Ontology annotation, biological process: olfactory behavior; G protein-coupled receptor signaling pathway. The coding region runs from base 1 to 330 and encodes 109 amino acids.
AUGGUGGCGAUUGAUCGGAUGUUUGAGAGAACACAAGAGAGUCUGGAUGAUUUGGAAGAGGUUGGGACCAUCGUCCCUGUGGUUACCAUGUAUAUCCCGGUUGGCUUGUUCAUUGCUCUCCCAUUUUUCAAUAUUGGUCUGGGAUCAUUUGUGAAUUAUCCAAGUGGUAGUAUGGCGUUGUAUCCGUGCAUCGAACCGCUCAUCGCUAUUUGGUGUAUUAAAGAUUUUCGGAUGGUUGUGAUAAAACUGCUCCCUCGAUGCAAAACUCAAGUCACCGAAACCGUGAGAAGUGUCUACAGCUCGAAUGGAACAAAGACCAUUGUCCAGUGA